Molecule: messenger RNA, 2376 nt
Organism: Aspergillus puulaauensis
Lineage: Eukaryota; Fungi; Ascomycota; Eurotiomycetes; Eurotiales; Aspergillaceae
Gene: MRE11
Product: MRX complex nuclease subunit
Exons: 2
Coding region: 1-2376 (791 amino acids)
Biological process (GO): mitochondrial double-strand break repair via homologous recombination; double-strand break repair via homologous recombination; mitotic intra-S DNA damage checkpoint signaling
Cellular component (GO): nucleus; Mre11 complex
Molecular function (GO): 3'-5'-DNA exonuclease activity; manganese ion binding; DNA endonuclease activity
Source: RefSeq, a predicted model, not a curated record
AUGGCCAGUCUUGGAGAGGCGGAAACAAUCCGCAUCCUCGUCUCAACGGAUAACCAUGUCGGUUACAAUGAGCGAGAUCCUAUCAGAGGCGAUGAUAGCUGGAAAAGCUUCCAUGAAGUGAUGUGCCUGGCAAAGGAGCGUGAUGUAGACAUGGUGCUUCUGGCAGGCGAUCUGUUUCACGAGAACAAACCGUCUCGAAAAUCCAUGUAUCAAGUGAUGCGGUCAAUCAGAAUGAACUGCCUCGGUGACAAACCUUGUGAGCUUGAGCUGCUCAGUGACGCGAGCGAGAACUUUCAAGGUGCUUUCAACCACGCCAACUAUGAGGACUUGGAUAUCAACGUCGGAAUUCCCAUCUUCUCCAUCCAUGGAAACCAUGACGACCCAUCCGGGGAGGGCCACCUUGCCGCUUUGGAUAUUCUACAAGUAUCGGGGCUGCUCAAUUACUAUGGGCGGACGCCGGAGUCGGACAACAUCCAGCUCAAACCGGUAUUGCUACAGAAGGGUCGAACCAAGCUAGCGCUCUACGGAAUGAGCAAUGUGCGAGAUGAACGACUAUUCCGCACUUUUCGGGAUGGGAAGGUCAAGUUCUUUAGACCCUCGAUUCAGAAAGAUGAUUGGUACAACUUGAUAUGUGUCCAUCAAAACCACCAUGCAUACACAGAGACGGGGUAUCUACCGGAAAACUUUCUCCCCGAAUUCCUUGACCUUGUCAUCUGGGGCCACGAGCACGAAUCCCUGAUCAACCCUCGCAUCAACCCUGAGACAAAAUUUCGCGUUAUGCAGCCUGGUUCUUCUGUUGCUACCUCAUUAGUUCCUGGUGAAGCGGUAGCGAAGCAUGUUGCGAUCCUAAGCAUUACGGGCAAAGAGAUGAAAUCUGAACCGAUCCGGCUCAAGUCGAUUCGUCCCUUUGUCAUGCGUGAAAUCGUGCUUUCCGAAGAGAAGGGAGCUCAAAAGUUGGCGCGCAAAGAGAACAACCGUACAGAACUCACUCGCUUCCUCAUGACGAUCGUAGAGGAGCUCAUCGAAGAAGCCAAGGCAGACUGGCUCGAGCUACACGGCGAUGAAGCAGAAGACGAGGAACUGGAAGUACCAUUACCGCUUGUACGGUUGCGCGUUGAAAUAUCCACCCCCGAAGGGGGCAAUUUUGACUGCGAAAACCCACAGCGGUUUUCCAACCGGUUCGUCGGUAAAGUCGCGAAUGUCAACGAUGUAGUGCAGUUCCACCGCAAAAAGAAGGCCGCCUCAUCACGCAAGAAGGAUAAUGACAUCGACGAGGAAGCAAUGUCCCACCUCGCCACCCUAGACACGGUGCAGGUUGAGCAACUCGUUCGCGAAUUCCUCGCCGCACAAUCCCUAUCCAUCCUCCCGCAAAACUCCUUCGGUGAUGCCGUCUCCCAGUUCAUCGACAAGGACGACAAGCACGCCAUGGAAAUGUUCGUCAACGAGUCUCUGGAGGGCCAAAUCAAGCACCUACUCUCACUUGACCGCGACAGCGACCACGAAGAGGAGACCGAACAGAGCUCCUUGCAAAACGCUAUGGAGAAAUACCGCAACCAGAUGGAGGACAUGUUCUCAAAGGGCGUCAAGAAACGCACUCGGGGCAAGAAACGUUUCAAGCCAAAGCCCGAUGGCUGGGACACGGAAUUCGAUGGUGCCUGGGAAGACCAACCAGGUGCCCUCAUCCACUCUGAUAACGAAGGCGGCGACCCCAAUGAGGAAGAAGCCGGCGAAGACGGCACAGAGCCACCCGCUGGGCGGUCCUCUGCGCGUGGUCGUGGGCGCGGCAGGGGAGGGAGAGCCGGAGCAACCACCACAGCCCGCAAACCAGCAUCCACAAAAGCGGCCGCAACUAGGAAGCCCGCACAAACCAAGGCAACCGCCUCUCGAGGGCGUGGCCGCCGCGCGAUAUCCGAGGACGAAGAAGAGGAAGACGACGUUGUCAUGAUCGACGAUGACGACGAUGAGCCCGAAGCCGUCGCAGAAAAAAUCGAGGAGGACGAUGAAGACGACGACUCCCAAGCCCUCUUUGUCAAACAGCCAGCCUCCAAGUCACGCAAAGCAGCAACCACAUCUACGACUGGCACCCAGCGUUCGCGCCAAACGAAACGCACCGCUCCUUCCCCCGCUCCAUCCUCAAAUACCGUCAGCCAGGCCGGUACAACCGCCCGCCGUGGUAGAGGAAAACAGACACAGAUGACGCUGGACUUUGUCGGUUCACAGGCGAGUCAGCGUGCCGGUGCUGGGUCAGUUGCGAGUAGCAAUACCAGGUCGAUGAGACCGAACCGCACCACCAGGAGCGUUAGUGUUCUUAGUGAGGAUAUUGAUGAUAGUGAUGGGUUUGAGCCGAUGCCUAGUAGCAAUCGACGGCGGAGGUAG